Messenger RNA from Lampris incognitus (smalleye Pacific opah), 760 nucleotides. Its product is annotated as cationic trypsin-3-like. The record is from RefSeq and is a predicted model, not a curated record. Gene Ontology annotation, biological process: proteolysis. The coding region runs from base 5 to 760 and encodes 251 amino acids. The transcript is spliced from 6 exons. Gene Ontology annotation, molecular function: serine-type endopeptidase activity. Lineage: Eukaryota; Metazoa; Chordata; Actinopteri; Lampriformes; Lampridae.
AGCAAUGGCUUGGCUGGUACUUCUUCUCCUGUCGCUGUGGGCUGAUGUCACUUUGGGAGGUGUGGAGAAAAGGAUCAUUGGAGGUCGUAACUGUGGAGAAAAUGAACGGAAGUUUCAUGUCCUUCUGAGAGAAGAUGGGGAAUUUGUUUGUGGUGGAUCUCUGAUCAGCGAUAAGUGGGUUCUAACUGCAGCUCACUGCUGGCCUAAUGUGGGGAGUCUUGAAGCAGAACCAGGAGUACAUCCAUCUGGUGGCACAAGACAAAAGAUAGCAGAACACAAGAUAUAUAUGGAAGGUACAAAUAAACAUGACAUCAUGCUGCUGAAGCUGUCGACAGCUGUGACAGGGAUUGCAACAGUGGAUCUACCCGACUGUACGAAGAGUGUUGUACCUGACCCAAAGAAUCCUCAAACCAGCGGUGGGGUCAAAGUUCAGAUCGCUGGCUAUGCUAACUAUGUUGGAAAACCUGGAGAUGUAGAAGAAGACAUCCCAGAACACCUCCCUGCCACCCUGCAGUGUGCCGACAUGGAAACGGUUGCGUGUGCAGAUACUCCUAUUAAUGGUUUCAUGCGGCGCCUUUUCUGCGGCAAAACAUCAGGUGGAGUUGAUAUCUGUGUGGGGGAUUCUGGUGGAGGGGUGGUGUACGACAAGAAGAUUUAUGGUGUCAUCAGCGGGAGUGGGGAGGUGAUCUGUGGUAUUCCAGUCAGGUUCAUGGAUGUCUGCAAGUACUUGAAUUGGAUCAAGACAACUAUCCAGGGUUAA